AAUGAGCUUAUAGAAAUAAAGGAUUACUUUAGGGGAAGAAAUGAAUUAUUUAUUAAGCUAUUUAGAAUAAGGUUUUAAGAAUAUUUGUGAUAAUAAUGUAAAGUGUUUGAAAAUAGAAUUUAUUGGAUUGAUAGAUUAAAAGAAGAUUAUAAGUCAUGUUAAAAAAAGAGUGAGUGAAUAUAUAGAAAUAUAAACUUAAGGGAAACAAUAUAAAUAAGAAGUAUAGUAGCUAUAGGAAUAAAAAGGUUAUUUCUAUUUAAAUCACUUGCCAUUAUCUUUGAAAAGGAGAUUGUAGGGAUUACACAAGAUUAAAUUUUUGAAUGAUAUUUCCUAUAAUAUUUCAAGUUCAGAUUAGGAUCAAUUGAGUACUUCUUUUAGUUAUUUGGGAUUAUUAUUAUAGUCUGUAGCAAAGAUAAAGGGUGUAACAUUAAAAUAUAGAUUUAAAUUAAAGGGAAGCAAAAGUUAUAUCUAAUAAUAAAUGUUUGA
Paramecium pentaurelia is the source of this 486-nucleotide messenger RNA. The record is from the annotation of a GenBank genome assembly. Lineage: Eukaryota; Ciliophora; Oligohymenophorea; Peniculida; Parameciidae.